Messenger RNA from Solenopsis invicta (red fire ant), 7733 nucleotides. It is a transcript of the gene tn, whose product is annotated as apoptotic chromatin condensation inducer in the nucleus. The record is from RefSeq and is a predicted model, not a curated record. The coding region runs from base 367 to 6120 and encodes 1917 amino acids. Gene Ontology annotation, biological process: protein polyubiquitination; negative regulation of translation; proteasome-mediated ubiquitin-dependent protein catabolic process. Lineage: Eukaryota; Metazoa; Arthropoda; Insecta; Hymenoptera; Formicidae. Gene Ontology annotation, molecular function: translation repressor activity; metal ion binding; ubiquitin protein ligase activity. The transcript is spliced from 17 exons.
AAGUGUCAGUAUACUGGAUCUCGCGUGGACCGACCGAUUCCAGAAGCGCGACGGUCCAGAACGCUCUAAAUAGCGACUCGCGAUCACUGCCGCCGGAAGCGAUCUUUUGUUCGCGACGAAUGCCAAGUAUUUUAGGUCUCGUCAUUGUCGUUGGCACCAGUCGCGACACGCGGCUGGAUGAUCGAUACCGCGCCUCGUGUCGUGUGCGAGCCGCUAAAGAAACAAGAGAUCGGAGAUUGAAGAUCGAACCCGCGAUCAGUUCACAACGUAUCGGCGAAUCGUCAACAAGAGUAGUGUCUUCUUAAUACGCAAGCGUGAAAGUGUGCUCUGCUCGGAUAACUCUUGUGCUUAGACCGACGGACGCGAAUGGGCAUGGAGCAGUUCGAACAGCUGCUUACCUGCGCGAUAUGCCUGGAUCGAUACAGAAAUCCGAAGCUCUUGCCAUGUCAACAUAGCUUUUGCAUGGAACCAUGCAUGGACGGCCUUGUCGACUAUGUUCGUCGACAGGUCAAAUGUCCAGAAUGCCGUGCCGAACAUCGUAUACCAUAUCAGGGCGUGCAAGCCUUUCCAACCAACGUGACACUGCAGCGAUUCCUGGAAUUGCAUAUCGAGAUCACGGGAGAACUGCCGGACCCGACCAGCGGUCAGACCAUGGAACGCUGCGGCGUCUGCUCGGAGAAGAGUUACUGUCAGCUGUGCGUGCACUGCGAGAAGAAAUGCUGCCCCGAGUGUAAGGAUGCGCACAUGGACAUCCUGCGACGCGAAAUUGCGCGCAUAAAUUCUCAGGUACGAAGGGGGCUGCACAGGCUGCAGGACGCGCUGGCCUUGGUGGAGAAAAACACGCUGGGCCUGCAGACAAACUGCGCCUCUGUCGCCGAGGAGGUGGACGAGAUUUAUCGGAGGCUGAGCAAGGCUUUGAAAGACCGCACGGAACAUCUGCGUAACGAGGUCGAUCGAUACCUCGGCACUGAGCUCAGAGGCCUGAUUCAGCUCAAAGAGAAUCUCGAAUUGGAAAUCGCGAAUAUCCAGAGCAACUGCGAUCUGGCGGAGGCGCACAUAAACGAAAAUGUGCCGUGGGACGACGCCGAGCUUCUGGACACAAAGGAGAUCUUCCUGCGUACGGUGGAAUUUAUCAGGAACUUCGAAUACGAGGCGGGGGAUUACAACCGGCGAGUCCGCUUCGUGAUGGCGCACGAUCCGAAUCAGCUUGUCCUUCACGUGGCGGGUUACGGCGAAUUGAACAUUAAACCGGAAAGCGGAAGCGGCGGAUUGCUGGGGAGCUCCAGCAGUUUAGCCCCACCGGUGGGCUCUCCCGGUCUUAUGAGGAGCAAGAGCGAUCACCGCCUCGCCUCGCAGUACAGGCAGCAAGAGGAGGAACGGCUGGCCAGGAAUCGAUACGUUCCCGAAUACGAGUACGACGCGCCGGAGUACGAGGUACCCAGGAACAAGUCCAGGUACAGGAGUCGAUUUAUGCGACAUCGGGACGGCGACGAUUCCGACGGUGACACCAGGUCGACGGUGAGAUUCACGUCGGCGCCGCAGGAGUCGUCCAGCCUACGUGAGCGCGUCUUGGACACGGAGGACGCCGCGCGCGGUCCCCUGUCAGGCAUAUUUCGUCUGACGGACUCGCCGCGGGUCAUGAAGAAGCUGCAGGAGUGCGAGCGUGCCGGCAAGAGGAAGAAGGAGGAGCCGGCGAGCCAGCCCGUGCCGCAACCGCAACCGCCUAAGCCACAGGUACAAGUGAGAAAGGUACCGACCGCGGUGGCGAGACAGACCAGCGAGGACGACGAGAUCUCGAGGAUCAAGAAGCAGAACAAGAACGCCGCGGCGACCACCACCACCACCGCCGCCGCCGUCCACGCCGAGACGGUGGAGGAGAGGCAGCCGACCUCGACGCCUGCCCCCGUUCAUCCACCGCCACCGAGGGAACUUCCGGAACGGGAACCCGAGGAGCAGCCAGUUAGGAGACCGGCCAUCGCCAGGAGAACUUCGGCGGAAACUCACGCUCCUCCCGCGGCCAGGAGUGCUUCGUCGGACUCGAGCACCGGCUCCGAGAGCUCGGCGGGGUCCGGAAUACGUAGUACGGGCGCGCCAUUCACGGCUGAGGAGAUGAAGCAGAAGUACCUGUCGAGAGCACCUCCGACCAGCACGACGACCACCGUUUCCACCGCGGCCGGCAGAGAGUCGUCGAACGCCGCCCCGCCGACUCCCAGACCGCCGUUUCAGAGCCGUUUUUUAGGCGCAGGUAACCGUGCGGCUCCACCACCGCCGGUACCAGCGCCGCGGGAAGAGCCAGCGACGAAGAAGAAGGAAGAGGAAGAGGAUGAAGACGAAGAGACAAGCAGCUCUUCCGAAGAGACGGAAUCAGACACUGAGGAGUCGGAAACAGACAGUCGUCCAUCGAAGACUACUCCAACUGCGGCAUCCGCCGCUUCUCAAGAUCGUCAGAGAAGCGAAUCCGCCAUGGCGCGCACCGACAUCGGGCCUUUACUCGCUCGCAGUGCCGAAGCUAGAAGAGGAAGCAAGGAAGAUUCACCUUCCACCAGGUAUUCGUCGCCGAGGGGCAGCCCCGCGCAAUCCGUGACGACGAUGACGACGACGAUGACGACGCCGAGCGGCGGCGGUGGCGCCGGCGGCGCCGCGAUGACGACGACGACGUCGACGACGCCGGGCAGCUACACCAGCAGGGCGUUUAGCGCGGACGGUACCGACGACGAAAGAUGCACGGCCGGUCGCGUCGACGACGAUAGAGUAAUCGUGGCUACAGCCACGAUCGCGGAUUCCGCUUAUGACGUCGACGCCGACGGGGACGCGCUUAUACCGCAGGCGACGUACGCUAGCUCGGCACAAACGGACGUUAUUAUUACGGACGAAUCGACCACCUCAUCCACUUCUUCCCACCUCGCGAUUAGCGAACCCGAAAGUCUCCUCGGGAGUUGCCGCGGCGAUAGUCGAGUUGCGAGUGUGACAUCCGGAGACGAGGGCGCGUUAGUGCAAAGUCGUCGUCGUUCCGGGAACAACGAGAUCUCGUUGGUAGCCGCGGGCACCGCGGACGAAUCCACUCUCACGACUCGCGAAGAUUACUCCGACGCGAGAGGAAGCGGCGCCGAAGAGAUAACGAAGCGUAACUUCGAAGACGUUCCUAGUUCCAUCCGUGUCAUCGUGGAGGACGUCGACGCCCCUCCUGUUCUCGCCGAGGAACCUGCGUCGGAUUCCACGACGAAUCGAACCGUCGAGAUGACGGACGAGCGCAGGGAUCGCUCGAGAUCCAAAGAAUCGCACAGCAUUUCCGAGUGUUCCAGUUCCGUCAGUGGACGAACGAUGUCCGAUAGCGAGUCGGAGAGCGAUUCCGAAAGUGAUUGCGAGGGGGAGACGGAGGACGAGGAAGAGGAUGACGAGUCUCGAGAUGAAAACUGCAACGUGAAGAAGGAGAAAAAGGAGGAGAAGCGGGACGAUGAAAAUUACGGCGAUAAAGAUAGCGCGGAGGCUAAUAACGGGAAUAAAGAUAAAGAUUCCUGCAACUCUGAAAGUGACGAGGAAACCACGGUGCUGAGUAUUAGCUCGAACACCCGAGGCGAGGGUAGCGUGACGCCUGACGAUCGUUACGAGAGGGACUUGAAACGUCGCAGCGCCUCGAUAAUCGACGAGAGAAGCAUCGAGGAGAUGUUCGACGACAAUGGCUGGGUGAUCACGGAGCAAGAUCUGGAGCAGGAUCUGCAGACCGACCUGGGAACGGUAGCCGCGACUCCGUUGGAUUUGGAAUCCACCAUCGAUCGCCCGUGCGACGAGACCGCAGGCUCCAUCGGCGACGUCGUCAACGACGCAACGGGGACACGUACCGAAGAAAUUAUUCCAAGAAUUGUCGACGAAACGUCGAGCAACCUCGAGGAUUCCUUCGCGCGGUCGAACAUCGUCGACGACGCGAGGGAGAUGGUUCCCUCGAGCGAAGAACAACCAGCACCCGAGAUUCCGCCGAGAAGUCGCGUGUACAGGCAGAGCAGUCUGGGUAAGAACGGCUGGCUGGUCUCUGACGAAUCCGAGAGCGAGUCCGACCGGGCGACCUCGCCGAUCGAAGCACCUUCCGACCGAGAAGUCGUCGCUAGAAUCGGGUCCGCGAGCGAAGCGAUGGCAAUCGACGAGAUCGAAGAUAGCACGGGCGACAUCGACGAGAACGGGUGGGUGAUACUUGACGACGAUGACGAUGACGAUGACGAUGACGACGAUGACGACGACGACGAUGAUGAGGAUAGCAGCGCGCAAGAGAACACGAUUCGUUCCAAAACGACCGAUCUUGUAAACUCAAAAACUAACAUUGAGAACGGUGCAUUAGUCGCGAACGCUACCCGGUCGAAGGGCACCGAGCAGUCAGGGCCCGACGAGGACGAGGAAACGCCCGGUGCCAGUAUGAGUGUACCGAUGCAAAUGGAUGUCUCACAAAUCCGUGAUAAAAAGUGCGGCGCAUCGGUGGUCCCCGAUGGUUGCACUCAUCCAUGGAGCUGGAAACGAAUCAAAUCAGUGGCUGCUUCGUUCCUGAACAAGAGCAGGAGCCAGGCGGCGAUGAUGGCGUCCCGUGAACGGGAACGUGAACGCGAUCGCGAACGUGAACGGGAACGGGAACGAGAACGCGAGCGCGAACGUGAACGCGAACGAGAACGAGAACGAGAACGAGAACGCGAACGCGAUCGGGAGCGUGAGAGGGACGUGGACGCGGAGCUCGAUUCACCCUUGUCGUCGAGAUCUCGCUACGCGGCCCUGAAGGAACGCCGACAACGCCUGGCCCGUUCCAGGAGCUCGCACAACUUCGGCGGCGACGAUCUUGAUCUGGACGAGGAACCACCAUCGCCGACGACUCAGUCACCGAAUGCCUACCUGGCAGCAAAGUACGGCGCCGGUUCCGAGUUGGCGCGGAGCCGCAGCACCCACGCUCUGAAGUCGCGGGAGCCGAGUCCGGAGCGCGAUCGACCGGGCGCGGAAAAGGACGGCGCAGCAUUGAGCUCCUGGGCCAGGUAUCUCAAGAACAAAUACGGCAACCGCACCACCAAGGACAAGGAACCGCCCUCCUCGUCCUCCACGAUACCUUCGUCCAGCACCAGCGCGGCUUCGCGAAGGUUGUCGUUAGGCUUGCCUCUGAGGCACUCCGGGCAAACAUCCUUCGAAUCUUCUGACGACGACCAAAAAAACCCGUCAGGCUCCCCCACGUCCCCUACAGCAGCUCCCGUUACACCCGCGGCAGCAGGUUCCUCCACUAGCAAUGGUCGGAGGAGUCAUUACUUGCUGAAGCGGCGGCAGCUGUUUAAGUUCGGGAUGCGGGGGAGCGAAGCCGGAUGCUUUACUUGGCCGAGAGGCCUCGCAGUCGGCCCGGACAACUCCAUCGUCGUGGCCGACAGCUCCAAUCAUCGUGUUCAAGUAUUCGACGGUAAUGGGAACUUCAUAAAGGAGUUCGGAACGUACGGCAGCGGCGAGGGUGAGUUCGAUUGCCUCGCCGGGGUGGCCGUAAACCGGAUCGGGCAGUACAUCAUAGCGGACCGCUACAACCACAGGAUCCAGGUGCUCGAUCCGUCCGGUCGCUUUCUGCGGGCCUUCGGCUCUCAGGGCACCGCCGACGGCCGAUUCAAUUAUCCCUGGGGCAUCACCACCGAUGCUCUCGGAUUCAUCUACGUAUGCGACAAGGAGAAUCAUCGCGUGCAGGUAUUUCAAUCGGACGGCACGUUCGUGGGCAAGUUCGGCUCAUGCGGUAGCGGACGCGGCCAGUUAGAACACCCGCACUACAUCGCGGUGAGCAACACCAAUCGGGUAAUCGUCAGCGACGGCAACAACCACCGCGUGCAGAUAUUCGAUGUGAACGGCCGCGUGUUGACGUCCUUCGGCUCGGAGGGCUCGGACGACGGCCAGUUCAAGUUCCCACGGGGCGUCGCCGUGGACGAUCAGGGCUAUAUUGUCGUCGCCGACUCCGGCAACAACCGUAUACAGAUCUUCAGCCCCGACGGCGCGUUCGUCAAGUCCUUCGGCUGCUGGGGCAGCGGCGACGGCGAGUUCAAAGGUCUCGAAGGCGUCGCCGUCACAUCUACCGGCAACAUCGUUGUCUGCGACCGCGAGAAUCACCGAGUCCAAGUAUUCUGAGUUCGUCUAUUACGUUUUAUUUAAUGUUGAAGGAGCUCUGCUUCAAACAGGUACCUACGUGUUGAUUGAUAUUCGCGUUUAUUAAUACUGUUAAUGAUAAGCGAAUAUUCAAAAAAUAUUUCUCUAGACAAUGUCCCAUAUUUAAAUAUUUGAAGAGUGCAUUGUCUACGAGUGCAAAUUUACUUGCGAAAUCAAACUUCAAUAAUCUCAAAUAAUUAUUUUAUAGCGAUGUAUUUGAAAGCUCUAACGAAUAUUUAGCAAAGCUCGAAAUUGAAAAAAAAUUCGAAAAAAAAGAUAUAAAAUAUGAGAAUACUUCCACAUAUUACGAGAAAUAAAUUAUUGUUUGUAAUUUUAUAGGAUUGCGUAAUACGUUUUAAAAAAUGCAACGUUUAAUCAAAUUUUAUAAUUUAGCGAUUUCUAACAAAGACAUUCUGCAAAUAUGUUUUACUAAUUUUGUUUUUAAUCGAGGGAGUGAGUUAUCGUACACUACAACUUAUUUUAUUCAAUUAUUAAUAUAGAUAAUUUUUUAUAUGUUACUUGAGAAUCCUCUCGUUAACGUUGUGAAAUUUGUUAUAAUUUAUUCCACUCUUUAUUCCUAAAAAACGAAGAGGGUUUAUUGCCCUCCAUUGAGCAUAAUAAAUUCAUUGCGUUCGUAGAUUUUAUCUAACGAAAUGAUGAAGCGCAAGUAUAGUCCUUGCUGCGAAUGUGACGACUUUUGCGCCUCUUCAUGAAUAAAAAAGAAUCCAUUGUCAAAAAAAAAAAAAAAAAAAAGAAACACAAAGAUCGCUAUUUAUCUCAGACUACAUUGCAAAUCAUUAAUAACUGAUUGAUGCGUGAAAUUCUAAUGUUUUCUCUCAUUAACGAUUUAAUAUUUACGAAAUAAUUUGUCUUUACCAAUAUCAUUUUUAAUAGAGUCAUCAAGUGAACGGUUUAAAGAAAAACUCGCAAAUUUUUAUGAUUAUUUAUCCUCCUUUCAUUCUCUUCUUGUUUUGUAACCACUAGUGUCAGUGACAAUGUAGGCAGAAUUGGUGCCGUAGAAAAUAGCACGUUUUUUUCUAUUUCGAGCUAAUUUUUUAUUAUCAAAAUUUUUCAAAUAAGCCAAUUAAUCUCAACGUUCCUGCGUUACUAGUAACGAAACACGUAGAUCUGCCAACCGCUUUCCUGCGGUUUACCGCGAUCGUACCUCGUGUCACUUUUAUUUUGACGAGUAUUGAAUUCAUACACUCUCGGCGCACGAGGCGAUAUAGGAUGAAAGAAAUAUCGGAACGGACGGAAUGGCAGAGAGAAAAGCCUGAAAAGAAAAAAAAAAAUGCAACAACAAUCGUAUCGACGAGAACAACGACGCGUGAAUGGAAUCGCGAUGCUCGCUCGGUGGCGAGCGAUCCGAAUUCUCGGGGAAAAUCUUGGACCCCGGUCGAUUCUCCGCUCGGCAGCUUCGAAAAAUACACACGGCCGUGUGUUUUUGCCCUUUCUGUCCCUGUCUGGCUCCCCGCUGCCUCUCUCCUUCUCGUACACGCACGAUAUCCGAGCGACUUAAUUUAAUUUAUAUGCAAAGCGACAGCAAAUAAAGUUUGUACCGUUUGUAUGCUUUAAAUAAACUGUUGCGGAAGGAA